AUGGACCAAGACCCACCCGCAACAAUCAAACAAGUAGCGCAGCUAGAGGGACACGAUGACCGCGCGUGGCAUGUCGCGUGGAAUCCGGCCAGGCCCCUCCUCGCGUCGUGCUCAGCCGACAAGAACGUGCGGCUAUACAACUACAGCACCUCCUCUGAGCCAGACGGUCCCUCACUCAAGUUCUCGCAUCUUACUACGAUUCCUACUGGGCAUUCUAAGACCGUGCGCGCGGUCGCUUGGUCACCCUCCGGCAAGGCGCUCGCGACGGCCUCCUUCGACUCAAACAUUGGGAUAUGGGCGCAGGAGGAGGCGGAUGGGGAUGAUGGGGAGGCGGUCAACCCUGCAGGGGAGUGGGAAUGUAUGAGUUUGCUGGAGGGACAUGAGACGGAGUGCAAGAGCGUCGCGUACUCGAGCUCGGGGAACCUCCUCGCAAGCUGCAGCAGGGACAAGACAGUGUGGAUCUGGGAAGCGCAUCCCGACUACGACUUCGAAUGCAUGGGCGUUCUCAUGGAACACUCACAGGACGUGAAGUGCGUCGCAUGGCAUCCCACAGAAGAGAUCCUCGCCUCCGCCUCCUACGACGACACCAUCAAGCUCUACGUAGACGACCCGCAAGAGGACUGGUUCUGCUUCCAGACGCUCUCCGGGCACGCCUCCACCGUCUGGGCGCUCGCGUUCUCCCCCGACGGUCGCUAUCUUGCGUCCGGGUCGGACGACUACACGAUCAGGAUAUGGGAGCGCGUGCAGGAGCACCAGUGGGAGUGCGUGGAUGUGCUCGAGGGCCAUGAACGCAGCGUGUACUCGAUCAGCUGGGGGAAGGGAAAGCCUCUUGACAGCGGCGAAGCUGGUAGCCUUGGGUGGCUGGCGAGUACAGGCGGAGACGGUAUCAUCCAUGUUUGGGAGAUCGGGGUCGCCCCAAACGCGAAGGAGCCGAGCAAGAAGGUCGUGAAGCAUAGGAUUAUUGCUAAGAUAGCUCAAGCGCACGACGUCCACGACAUCAACUGCGUCGUGUGGUGCCCUCGCGAAGGCUUUGAGGACCUCUUUGCGACGGCGGCCGACGACGGACUGGUUAAAGUGUGGAAGGUUGCGGCGUCGUAGCCGAACGCUUUGUAGCAUAUAGGCAGAGUAAGAAGUCACGAAGUCUGUAUCACUAUCAUCAGCACGCAUAC
This is a messenger RNA of Trametes versicolor FP-101664 SS1, 1169 nucleotides long. Its product is annotated as WD40 repeat-like protein. Gene Ontology annotation, molecular function: protein binding. NCBI's taxonomy places the organism in Eukaryota, Fungi, Basidiomycota, Agaricomycetes, Polyporales, Polyporaceae. Gene Ontology annotation, biological process: iron-sulfur cluster assembly. The transcript has 5 exons. Gene Ontology annotation, cellular component: cytosolic [4Fe-4S] assembly targeting complex. The record is from RefSeq and is a predicted model, not a curated record. The coding region runs from base 1 to 1098 and encodes 365 amino acids.